AUGGUGGCAGCCUCUUUCUCCCCCGAUAAGUACACCUUCUCCUUCGUGCUCAAGGCCUGCACUAGAGCUGGUCUGGUGCAGAAGUGCAAGGAGGGCCAUGCAUCGAUUAUGAAACGCGGGUUCUCUGCGGACGUCAUCGUGCAGACGAAUAUGCUCCGUGCUUAUGCAGGAAAUUCUUUAAUACAGUGUUGCCGCGAACUGUUCGACGAAAUGCCUCGGGGAGACGUCGUUUGCUGGAAUGCCAUGCUGGCUUGCUGUUCACAGGCUGGGCUUCACGAGGAAACAUUGCAGACUUACGCAGAGAUGCUGGAUGCUGGAGUUGCUAUCGAUGAAUUCACACUAGUCAGCUUGCUUUCUUCAUGUGCCCAUGUUGGUGCUUUGGAGCUUGGUGAGCAGAUUGAUUGGUUUGCUCGAAGAAAUGGGUUUCUUGAUAACAUUUAUAUUGGUAAUGCCUUGAUCGACAUGUAUGCAAAAUGUGGGUGCAUUGAAGGAGCUAGCCAUGUUUUGGAAGGCAUGCAGCACCGGGAUGCCUAUACAUGGAAUACACUGAUUGUUGGUUUGGGUACCCAUGGCUGUGGUGACAAGGCGAUUGCAGUUUUUCAGCAGAUGCGUGCUGCUGGAUUCAAACCUAAUUCCAUUACCUUCCUUGGGGUGUUUUGUGGAUGCAGCCACCAAGGUCUAGUUAAGGAAGGGGAAGAGUACUUCAUGAGAAUGAGCACUGAAUUUUGUUUGCAACCUGAUAUUAAGCAUUAUGGGUGUAUGGUGGAUCUCUAUGGCCGUGCAGGCGAACUUCAAAAGGCAUUUGAGAUGGCUUAA
Nymphaea colorata (pocket water lily) is the source of this 816-nucleotide messenger RNA. Its product is annotated as pentatricopeptide repeat-containing protein At3g56550-like. The record is from RefSeq and is a predicted model, not a curated record. The transcript has a single exon. Lineage: Eukaryota; Viridiplantae; Streptophyta; Magnoliopsida; Nymphaeales; Nymphaeaceae. Gene Ontology annotation, biological process: RNA modification. Gene Ontology annotation, molecular function: protein binding; RNA binding. The coding region runs from base 1 to 816 and encodes 271 amino acids.